AUGUGGAGACGGUGUUUGAGUUUCCUUGAAACUGCCUGGCAGCAGCAGCCGGUGCUUGUCCUGAGCGUUGCACUGGGAACCUUUGGUGUUCUAGGUCCGCUCGUAUACCGGGUGGAACGGCCUGAUCGCCAACGCGAACAACAACGCUUGAGGAGCAUCGCAUCUGUCGAGUCCCGUACAAACCCGGAGUACCGGUGA
Messenger RNA from Cyanidioschyzon merolae strain 10D, 198 nucleotides. RefSeq lists its product as hypothetical. The transcript has a single exon. Lineage: Eukaryota; Rhodophyta; Bangiophyceae; Cyanidiales; Cyanidiaceae. The record is from RefSeq and is a predicted model, not a curated record. Bases 1 to 198 code for a protein of 65 amino acids.